ACACCAGUAUUGGUUGCACGUCAAUUUUACGUGUCUCGUAUGUAUCGUUAGUUGUAGUUCUGUUUCGUGUGCAUCGUCCAUACAAACCGAUUUCAAUGUAGCCCAUGCCAUACAAAAGUAUGGGUUUGGCAAUUUCGACGAAGGUCAACUUAGAAAAUGUCAACAAAGUUUCAAUGCUGCAUAAUGAUCUGCGAAAUUGUAAUCAGCUGUUUCCCAAACUCACAAUAUUGGGUCUAGGGUCGGUUUCUCAAAACAUAUCUGGUAGCCUACUUCUUGUAGCCUACUUUAUAGACUAGAUAAGGACAUAUAAGGUAUGGAGGUUAUUUGAUGAUAAAUUAGGUUAGAAGUGACAACUUCUUUGCGAGUUUGAUUGCUUUUGUCUGCGCGACUCCAAUUGUAUUCAUAUACUUAUAAUAGAUUAUAGGGGGUUUUAGGCUACAUAAUAGGUUACUUAAGCAAUGAUUUAAGAUUUUUGAAACAGAAUGCAUUUGCAUUGCAUUAUUUUAUUUAGCUUUCUUUAUGUCUGAGCAAUGCUUCGUUUGUACUUGCAUCAGAACCAGGGCUUUGUGGCUGCGGGGAAUGUGGGCCAGGGUUAUUAGGAUGUUACUAAACUAUUGUUUAGGUUUAUACUGCAUAUGAGACAACACUAAUGCAAUACCAUUAUCCCAAAUGCCCACAAGGUGGAUCUGCUGGAUCCUUCCCUAGUUAAAGCAUGUUGUGACUUUUUCUUUUUUAUUCAGACUUUAUUUAGAGAAAUCCCGAGUUCAUUGAGAGUUACACAUUACACGUUUAAAUAAACAACCCUGUGAGAUAGUCAUGCAUUUCCACAUGAAGCAGAAACAGCUUUGCAAGAUCGUUGAAACCAAAGUGAGUGAGACGUUUUAUUGCUCUGAUUGGGUUAUCCUGUUAUGAAAUUGUGUUUGGUUGCCUGGAUACCAAUUCCAUGAAGAAGGAAAAACUUUGAAAAUAAUGAUGAAAUAACACAACGAUGUGCUUUGUAUAAAUUAGUUCACCUGAAAUGGCUGGCUAAACAGGUCAAAAUGGAUAAAAACACACGGAAACUCCGUAAUCAGGACAUCAACCCAUGCAUCGAAGAAAGUGAUGGGUCUCAAAGGUGUUUGGAAGCCCACAACUAUGACAAGUCCAUGUGUUCACCCUAUUUCAUAAACUACAAGAACUGUAGGAAGUAUUGGCAUAACCUCAUGGUGCAGCGGAGGAGAGAGGGGGUGAAGCCGGAGAUGCCCACUGCUGAGGAGAGGAAGGAGAUCCUGGCUGGUCUGGGUGGCAAGCCGUACUGAAGCGGGCUCCUCGGGAGCUCCUCCUCCUGACGACAGCCCUCUGGGUCUCAGCCCGGCUGAUAGGAGCCCAUAGGAGGGAGCCCAUGGAUUGGACUGGCCCGUCCUGGUUAGCUCUGCGUGGUAGCUGUCGGGACACUGCACUGCAGAGUACCUGGCUGUGUUCCCAGACAACAUGGUGGUGCGGGAAGAGGAGGCUGUAGGUUCUAUCGAAGCUGGGUUAUAAUUGGGAUCCGAAAGACAUACUGUAUCUGAUGCUCUGUCUCCAUCCAUGUUUGUGUGUGUGGUUGUGUUGUGUUAAAUUAUAAUGUGUAAAAUCUUAUGGAAGAGUGAUGAAUAUUGUACACACUUAGCAGUAUGCUGUGUCAUGUGUGAAAUAAUACAUUAAAGUGUAACACGUGUC
Messenger RNA from Gadus morhua (Atlantic cod), 1698 nucleotides. RefSeq names its product coiled-coil-helix-coiled-coil-helix domain containing 7 (gene chchd7). Lineage: Eukaryota; Metazoa; Chordata; Actinopteri; Gadiformes; Gadidae. The transcript has 4 exons. The record is from RefSeq and is a predicted model, not a curated record. Gene Ontology annotation, cellular component: mitochondrion. The coding region runs from base 1041 to 1298 and encodes 85 amino acids. Gene Ontology annotation, biological process: mitochondrial respiratory chain complex assembly.